This is a messenger RNA of Papaver somniferum (opium poppy), 750 nucleotides long. RefSeq names its product L-type lectin-domain containing receptor kinase IV.1-like. The coding region runs from base 1 to 750 and encodes 249 amino acids. The record is from RefSeq and is a predicted model, not a curated record. The transcript has a single exon. Lineage: Eukaryota; Viridiplantae; Streptophyta; Magnoliopsida; Ranunculales; Papaveraceae. Gene Ontology annotation, cellular component: plasma membrane. Gene Ontology annotation, molecular function: ATP binding; protein kinase activity. Gene Ontology annotation, biological process: protein phosphorylation.
AUGUUUUGCAAAUCGGAUCCAACCUCAGCAUUACCAAGUUUAGAUUGGAACCGACGAUUUCAAAUAAUUAAAGGUGUAGCUUGUGCACUAGUAUAUUUGCAUGGAGAUUGGGAACAAGUUGUGGUUCACAGAGACAUCAAGGCUAGUAACGUUCUAUUAGAUGGUGAAAUGAAUGCAAGGUUAGGUGAUAUCGGUCUUGCAAGAUUGUAUGAUCGUGGAACCAAUCCCAAGACGACAAAUGUUGCUGGCACGCUGGGUUAUAUGGCACCGAAACUGCUCAAAACAGGAAAAGCAACAACAAGCUCAGAUGUCUUUGCAUUUGGUGCAUUAUUACUCGAAGUAGCAUGUGGAAGGAGACCAAUAGAGUUAAAUGAAUAUGAAAGCGAAGAGAGUGAAAUUCUUGUCGAUUGGGUCUUAAAUUGUUCGAGAAGAGGUGCAAUACUGCAAACAAGUGAUCCAAAUUUAGGAAAAGAGUACAUAAAAGAAGAGAUGGAAUUGGUGUUGAAGUUAGGAUUGUUAUGCUCACAUACUGAUGCAAAGGCCAGAUCAAGCAUGAGACAAGUGAUGCAGUAUUUAGAAGGAGAACUACCUCUGCCUCAAACAGAGUUAUGGGAACUCAGUUAUAAGAAUUCGUCAGCGAUGACUACUUCAGGUGGUGAGCAGCGAAAUUGCAAUGGAAGUAUGUCUCCGUCGAUAAGUAGGACAUCGUCAGUUGCAGAUUCUCUCCUUUUUGGUCGCGGUAAUACAUGA